Molecule: messenger RNA, 1827 nt
Organism: Glycine soja
Lineage: Eukaryota; Viridiplantae; Streptophyta; Magnoliopsida; Fabales; Fabaceae
Product: aldehyde dehydrogenase family 3 member F1-like
Exons: 9
Coding region: 71-1555 (494 amino acids)
Biological process (GO): aldehyde metabolic process
Cellular component (GO): cytoplasm
Molecular function (GO): aldehyde dehydrogenase (NAD+) activity
Source: RefSeq, a predicted model, not a curated record
UUUACAAAUUGAAGUGAGUUAGUUGAACAAAUAUAAAUACUGGUUUUGCUGUGAGGUUAAGCAGCACCAUAUGGAGAUCACUAUGCAAACUUUGGAGAGAGACCUAAAUGACACGAGGGGGUAUUAUGAGAGUGGAAAGACUAAGGAAGAGUCUUGGAGAGAAUCGCAGCUCAAAGGGCUGCGUCGUUUUCUCUUGGAAAAACAAGUAGAUAUCAUGAAUGCCCUCAUGCAUGAUUUAGGGAAACAUCAACUUGAAGCUUUCAGAGACGAGAUAGGAACGUUGAUUAAGACCGUAAAUUUGGCAUUGAAGUCUUUGAAAGAUUGGAUGUCAGGAAAAAAGGCUGCGUUGCCACAAUUAGCAUUGCUCACCAGUGCAGAAAUUGUUCCGGAGCCACUUGGUCUGGUUCUCAUUAUUUCAUCUUGGAAUUUCCCCAUUGGAAUAUCCUUGGAGCCACUGAUAGGAGCAGUAGCUGCGGGAAAUGCAGCAGUCUUAAAGCCUUCAGAGUUGUCUCCGGCAUGUUCUUCUCUACUUGCUUCUAGUCUCCCCACUUAUUUGGACGAUAAAGCCAUUAAGGUGAUCCAAGGAGGGCCACAAGAGACCCAGCAACUUCUAGAGCAAAGAUGGGACAAAAUCUUCUUCACAGGAAGUGCACGAGUGGGGCGGAUUGUGAUGUCUUCUGCUGUGAAGCAUCUAACUCCUGUGACUUUGGAGUUGGGUGGAAAAUGCCCUGCAGUUGUUGAUUCCCUUUCAUCUUCUUGGGACAAAGAGGUCACUGUGAAGAGAAUAAUUGUGGGGAAAUAUGGGACUUGUGCUGGUCAAGCAUGCAUAACAAUUGAUUAUGUCCUUGUGGAAAAGGGUUAUUGUUUAAAACUGGUGGAAUUGAUGAAGGUCUGGAUCAAGAAAAUGUUUGGACAGAACCCUCGAAAAUCAAAAACUAUUGCUAAGAUAGUUAAUAAACACCACUUCUCUAGAUUGAAGAAUCUUCUUGCGGAUAAACAGGUCAAAGGUUCUGUGGUUUAUGGUGGUUCAAUGGACGAACAAAACUUAUUUAUUGAGCCAACGAUCUUGGUGGAUCCCCCACUGGAAGCAGCAAUUAUGUCGGAAGAGAUUUUUGGCCCAUUGCUUCCAAUUAUUACCGUGGAGAAGAUUGAGGACAGUAUUAAAUUCAUAAAUGCUAGACCUAAGCCUCUUGCCCUCUAUGUUUUCACCAAAAACCAUACACUCCAGAGAAGAAUGAUAUCUGAAACAUCAUCUGGCAGUGUGACUAUCAAUGAUGCAGUUCUACAAUAUGCAGCUGAUACUAUUCCAUUUGGAGGAGUUGGGGAAAGUGGGUUUGGCAUGUACCAUGGGAAAUUCUCCUUUGACACAUUUAGCCACCAGAAAGCAAUUGUAAGAAGAAGUUUCCUCACUGACUUUUGGUAUAGAUAUCCUCCAUGGACACUAAAUAAGUUACAACUACUUGAAGUCUCUUACAAUUAUGAUUAUCUGGGAUUGCUCCUUGUCCUGUUGGGCUUAAAGAGACCAUCAAAACGCUUAAUCGCAGAUCAUGUUUAAUGUUUAGCUAGCUAGCUCGUUACUUGGGUACUUUUAUUUUAUUUUAUUUCUUUUUCAAUAGCUGUUAAGAUUUAGGAGCGUACCCAAUAAAAAUUGUUCUAUGAACAAUUAGUGAACGGUACUUAUGGAUAACAAUAUUUGCGUAUUAAAUUCUUAUACAGCUUGAUUAAUCCAUUAUCGUGAUAACAAGGUUCAAUGUUAUGGUUUUAGUAAGGUCGCUGUAGUACUGAAUUGCAAUUAUUUGACAUUAAUCAUAUAUCUUGUUCCAUCAA